AUGCCCUCCUUAGCGUUCCUCGAACUCGAUGGCGCCCGUCACCACCACGCGCCGCCGCUGCCGCCGCUCGACUGUGUACGCUGUGCCGGCCUCAAGACUAGGCGGGUAAGGGCCCACCUCGAGCCAGCCCCAUCGCUCCCCGCUCCACUCCAGCACAGUGGUGGUGCCCUCGAUGCACCACAUGCGGCCGCGCACCACCAUAAAAACCGUAUCCUAGUGUUUUUCGCAAACCUAACUCACACUGUGCCGUUCGUCGGCCCGGCCCCGUGCACCGGCCUCGCGGCGCUUGCCCGCAAGUACGGCUCCGUCAUGUAUCUGCGGAUGGGCACCUGCGGCGUGGUGGUGGCGUCGUCGCCGUCGGCCGCGCGCACGUUCCUCAAGGCGCUGGUCGCGUGGUUGGCGAACCGGCCGGCGGUGGCCAGCGCGGUGGACAUCACGUACGGGCGCCAGAACAGGGUGUUCGCCGACUACGGGCCCAAGUGGAAGCUGAUGCGGAAGCUGUCGAGCGUGCACCUCCUCGGGGCGCGCGCCGUCGCUGACUGGGCGGGCGUGCGCCGCGACGAGGCCGGCCGCGCCCUGCGCGGCAUGGCGGAGGCCGGGCGGGCCGUGGUGGUGCCGGAGGUGCUGGUGUGCGCGCUGGCCAACAUCGUGGGGCAGAUCACGGUGAGCAAGCGGGUGUUCGACGCGCAGGGGGGCGAGUCCAGCAGCUACAAGGAGAUGAUCGUGUCGCUGCUGACCGGCACGGGGAUGUUCAACAUCAGCGACUUCGUGCCGGCGCUGUCGUGGCUGGACCUGCAGGGGGUGCAGGACAGGCUGCGCCGGGUGCACCGCCAGUUCGACGGGCUCAUCAUCAUCACCAAGCUGCUGGCGGAGCACGCGGCGACGGCCGAGGAGCGCGCCCGGGAGGGCCGGCUCGACUUCGUGGACAGGCUCCGCGCCAGCAGCAAGGACGGCGACAAGGACGCCGACGGCGAGACCAUCACCGAGGUCAACAUCAAGGGCCUCAUCUUCGUAAGCUCCCACACUUUAUUCGCUCUGCCAUUUCUGAUUAAUUACCGGCCGCAUCAUCUAAUCGAACCACCCAAUGCAUGCAAUCGAGUGAGGCUGCUGUGGUGGUGGUGCAAUAUAAUUGUGGCGUCGGAGCAUAGCUAGUGGAGUGGUUGGAAAGAGAUGGAGACGAUUCCUACAGUCCCAAAAGUUUGAGAACUGGCUCUGUAACAACUCUCGAAAGUUUUUCUUUCUUUCUAAAUGGAGGUUUCCUCUUUUUAUAACCGUGUGCUAUGUGCAUCAACAAACGCAGGGGUCGGGACACCUCCU
Molecule: messenger RNA, 1317 nt
Organism: Triticum aestivum (bread wheat)
Lineage: Eukaryota; Viridiplantae; Streptophyta; Magnoliopsida; Poales; Poaceae
Product: flavonoid 3',5'-hydroxylase-like
Exons: 2
Coding region: 1-1152 (383 amino acids)
Molecular function (GO): monooxygenase activity; iron ion binding; heme binding
Source: RefSeq, a predicted model, not a curated record